Messenger RNA from Elgaria multicarinata webbii, 2451 nucleotides. Its product is annotated as vomeronasal type-2 receptor 26-like. The transcript is spliced from 6 exons. The record is from RefSeq and is a predicted model, not a curated record. Gene Ontology annotation, cellular component: plasma membrane. Lineage: Eukaryota; Metazoa; Chordata; Lepidosauria; Squamata; Anguidae. Bases 1 to 2451 code for a protein of 816 amino acids. Gene Ontology annotation, biological process: G protein-coupled receptor signaling pathway. Gene Ontology annotation, molecular function: G protein-coupled receptor activity.
AUGAGGCGUUCUAUUAAUUGUACCACAUCUGAUGAUCGCCUCCCUAUUCCUCACAAAUUUUAUCAGCCAGGCAAUCUUGUCAUUGGUGGCAUUGUUUCUCAGGUCCUCUUCCUCUAUGAUAACCUCUCUUUCAAGGAACAGCCUACACAGAUGCUGCUUGGUGAACCUAUUUCAGUGCCUAAGAACUACCAACAUGUCCUGGCCUUGGCAUUUGCUGUCAAAGAGAUCAAUGAGAAUCCCAGAAUAUUACCCAAUAUCUCGCUUGGAUUCCACAUCCUCAAUAGCUACUAUGCAGCAAGAAUGACCUCUAAGGCCACCCUGAACCUGCUUUCCACACAACAUAGGUUUGUCCCCAACUUCAAAUGCCACAACCAAAACAAUAUGGCUCUCAUUGGAGGAUGCAUCUCUGAAAUCUCUGCCAACAUGGCCAUCAUUUCAGCAAGCCAUAAAACUCCACAGAUGGUCCCAAAUGAAGCUCAGCAGUACAUGGGAGUGGUGCAGCUGCUUCAGCAUUUUGGAUGGACGUGGAUUGGGCUCUUUGCUGUAGAUGAUGACAAAGGGAACAUGUUUUUACAGACCAUGGUGCAGAUACUUUCCCAGAAUCGCUUGUGUUAUGCCUUCAUAAUCGGAAUACCAAAAUGGGAUUAUAUGGAUGACAUGAUAGAAGUGAUGAUACAGCACUGGGAAAGCUAUGGAAUUGUCAUUAAAAGCAAAGCCAAUGUAUACUUUGUAUAUGGAGAACCUCCGUCCUUUCAGGUAUUGAGAGUGUUGCUGUUUCUAGCACCCUUCUUGGCCCUGCCACCACUGGGGAAAGUGUGGAUUGUGACAUCCCACUGGGAUUUUGCAUCCCUGUCUGUUCAAAAGAUUUGGGAUAUGCAAACCUUCCAUGGUUCCAUCUCCUUCACUGUUCACUCAAAUCAGCCCUCAGGGUUCCAAACAUUUCUCCAGAUGGUAAGACCUUCCUGGGCCAAAGGAGAUGGUUUCAUCAAAGACUUCUGGGAACAGACAUUCAACUGUUCAAUAAAAAUAUCUGAUGCAAUGGAUGAAAACAAGGAAACCUGCACAGGGGAAGAGAAGCUGGAGACUCUUCCUGGAACUUUGUUUGAAAUGAAGAUGACCGGCCACAGCUACAAUGUCUACAAUGCUGUCUAUGCUGUGGCACAUGCUUUGCAUGCCAUAUACAAAUCCAGAUCCAAACACAAAAGAUUAGCAGAAAGAGAGGAAGUGGCUAUUCAGAAUAUGCAUCCAUGGCAGCUCCAUCACUUUCUGAGUAGCAUCUUGUUCAAUAACAAUGUUGGGGACGCUGUGCACUUUGAUGUAAAUGGGGAAUUAGUUACAGGAUUUGAUAUUACAAACUGGUUGAUGGUCUCCAAUGGCUCAGUGAUUAGAGUUAAAGUUGUCUUCCUCCAUGCUUCCGUACAGGUGCUGCCCCUUUCUGUGUGCAAUGACAACUGCUAUCCUGGCUACAGCAAGAAAAAGAAGGAAGGAGAGAAAUUUUGCUGCUAUGACUGUGCUCCAUGCCCAGAAGGGAUGAUCUCCCACCAGAGGGACAUGGAUGCCUGUGUAAAAUGUCCAGAAGAUCGUUAUCCCAACAAGGAUCAAACUCAGUGCAUUCCCAGGGUUCUAAGCUAUCUCUCUUACAAAGAAUCCUUAGGCAUCAUCUUGACACUCUUGGUUAUUUCCUUCUCUUUGGUCACAACUUUGGUGCUUGGAAUCUUUCUGAAGCACAAGGACACCCCCAUAGUUAAAGCCAACAACCGGAACUUCACCUACAUCCUCCUCAUUGCCCUCCUUCUUUGCUUCCUCUCCACUUUGCUCUUCAUUGGACAACCUGGAAAGGCAGCCUGCCUUCUCCGACAAAUGCUUUUUGGCAUUGUCUUCUCUGUAGCUCUUUCCAGCAUUUUGGCCAAAACCAUCACUGUGGUUGUGGCAUUCAUGGCUACCAAACCAGGGUCCAAGAUGAGGAAAAGGGUCGGGAAAAAAUUGGCUAAUUCUAUUGCACUUUCCUGCUCCUUGAUUCAAGUAGGCAUUUGUAUAGUUUGGCUAUGUACAUACCCUCCAUUCCCAGAUGUAGACAUGCACUCAUUGGAUAGGAAAAUAAUACUGGAAUGUAAUGAGGGCUCUGCUUCCAUGUUUUACUGUGUCUUGGGCUAUUUGGGUUCUCUGGCAGUUGUCAGUUUCAUGGUGGCUUUCUUAGCCAGGAAGUUACCUGACAGUUUCAAUGAGGCCAAAUUCAUCACUUUCAGCAUGUUGGUGUUUUGCAGUGUUUGGUUGUCCUUUGUUCCAUCCUACCUGAGCACCAGGGGAAAGUAUGUGGUGGCCGUGGAGAUCUUUGCCAUCCUGUCUUCCAGUGCUGGAUUACUGAGCUUCAUCUUUUUCCCUAAAUGCUACAUUAUUGUCCUCAGGCCUGAGCUGAACAACAGGAAGCUCCUCAUAGGAAGGAAAAUAUGA